CGAAAAUCAUAACAGCUUUUCCACAAUGUUGCUCCAUCAAAGGAUAAAACUUUGGUACAGGUUUUGACGAAUGUAAUGGAAAGCGAAAAACAAACUACUGAGAGAGAGACGCCGCCUCAGCCCUGGAGAAGUUGCAAGUUGAUUAUUGACCCUGCAUUGACAAAAGGACUGUACAAAGUGUACCGUUAUGAUGGACAAUACUUUAACAUACCCGUUGAGGACUUAGGUCUGUUUCCUGUUGAUACUGUCAGAGAUCCUCGCAUCUGCCGCCUGUGGAGCAAAAGCCAUAAGAGUGACCUUUCAGUGCCUAAAUUUAAGGUUGAUGAAUGGUAUGUCGGCCCUGUUCCUCCCAAAGAAGUGACAUUUUCCAGGUUGAAUGACAAUGUCAGGGAGGCCUUCUUGACUAAUAUGUGCAAAAAAUAUGGGAAUAUUGAAGAAGUGGAAAUAUUCUACAAUCCUAAAAACAGGAAGCAUUUAGGGAUUGCAAAGGUUAUCUUCGACACAGUGCGGGCUGCAAAAGGCGCUGUCCAGCAUCUCCAUCAGACGUCAGUGAUGGGAAAUGUUAUUCAUGUCGAAAUUGAUCCUAAAGGGGAAAACAGGGCGCGAUAUCUCCAGCUCCUCUUAUGUGGCCUUUAUACUCCUUGGACGUUGCCAGUGGGCAGCAGUGAACAAGCUCUUCAAAGCUUGAUCAACAGUUUGCUGGGCAGUGCAGCCACACAGCGACAGGGAAGUGUCUCCAGCCCCACCAGCAUUGCUACACCUCUCUCUCUGGACACAGCUUACUCCAGUAUUUGGCAGGAUACGCCUUGCAGCUUUGGGCUUACACCACAUUCUCAGGGAACCCCCCACACUCCCUGCUUGUCUGCGACUCCUCUCUCCCAGGACUCUUGCUACUCCAGUCUUCAGGCGACUCCGGUGCUCCAGUUGGAGCCUUCAACCUAUAGUGUUCACAAACCUCUAAGACGAGAGCUCUGCCAUCGCACACCCGCGAGGUAUCAUAGGAGAUCUGGUGAAGUCUCAGAUGUCAGCUUAAUUUUGAAGCAUUGCCAACCACAGCCACCGCACACCCUCUCUACCCAAAUACAAACUAGCAGCCAGCAGCUUGCACUGUGGGGUCACAGUGCACAAUCCUCCACUCACAAUGAUACAGAACCUUCCUUUAACCUUGCUUCCCCCGGUAAAGAGUCCAGAGACGUCGUCAUUGAUGCCUCUAAGACUUUACCUCUGAACUGUAACUCUGUCAGCAUCCUGAGCAUUAAUUUCACAUCUGACCAGCAGACAGCAGCGUCCUUCCCCCCUGACGACCACGCAUGCAUAACAGACUUAUCUCCAUCUGCUGUAAACUGUUUCUCCAGCAGCCCCCAAGCAGAGGUAGAAAGUUUGGAUUCCCGCAUUGAAAAUUUGCUGAUAAACAGCCAGAGCACUGACCCCUCAUACUUUGAUAGACAGACUUUGCAGGCUGAUGUGCACUUUCAGGACAGCCCAACUUCACCUUGCUCAGCUAAUAACUCCCCUCUCUCAGAUGACUCACUUGUUUGCACUUUGAUUUCUCCUGGACCACUUGCAGGCAGCAACCAGCAAUCCAACAAUGAUCUGGUGAAUGUCAGUCUAACAUCUCUCAACGAAAAUGAAGAUGAUGAAACUACUCAAGCUGUUUUUUUUCUUAAAAGAAACUCCCUAUCUCCCACUCCAUCUUAUCCCACGCAUUUCGAAAGGAGGGCGCACAUAAGCAACGAAAAAGAUGCAGAAAGGUUCCAGUCAUUAUCUGUUCCAAAGGAGCAUCAUGCAGCAGAUGAGGAUGAGGAGCAAACAACCAACAGACAAUCUGGAGCUCUGACACCAACAACAGACAUCUCUCUUCCUCAUUCCUUGUCAUUUUCUUCUCAACACCUUAGACCCAAAGCUCCUCCUGCCAUUCCACCAGUCACCCCUUUCCCUUUCCCCAUCCCACCCUUUCCUCCAUCUAUUCCACCAGUCCCCCCUCGCCUUCCAAAUGGCACCAUCCCCAUCCCACCUCCAAGCUGGAUCCCCCCUCCUGGCCAUCACAUCCGCAUACCCAUUCCUCCUCCUCCUAUUCCACCUCCUCCUUCUAUUCCUCCCCCACCCCUUUUUCUGGGACCCCCUCCACCUUUGAUGGUGCCGCCCUCUGUUCCACCUCCCAUGCACUCGUACCCUUUACCCAUGCAGCCCGAAGGCCGUUUGGAUAAGGGGAAUCCUCCGAAGCAUGGCAGUGCACCUUUACCAUUCCCUCGACCACCCUGGCCCGCUCCACCUUUUCCCAGGUUUAACCCCUUUGUGCCACCACCAGACUACACGGUUGUGCGGGAAGACCCUCACAAGGUCACAGCAGAAAAAGUUUUAGAAGUCCUCAUGGAUGAGCUGAAGUCAAUCAUUAAGAAGGACAUUACACGUAGAAUGAUUGAAGGAGUGGCUUUCAAGGCAUUUGAGGACUGGUGGGACUGUCAGGAGAAGAAGACAAAGAUACAAGUUUCUCCUUUGAAAAGUGGAUCAGGAAGUGUGGAAGAGACGAAGAAACAAACAAAUCCCCUCAGUCACAUCAGUGGCCAGGGCCAAAAGCCUCCACUACCGUCCUUCAAGGUAAAAAGGAAAAGAGCCGAUGAUAGUGCUACUAUAAAAGAGACAGAAAAUGUGUCGUCCUCUACGCAUGAAAAUUCUGAUGUGAAACAGGGGGAUGACACAGUGAAACAGAAACGCAGACACGCAAGACCACACGAGCUUGACAGUGAUGAUGAUGAUGAUGAUGAUGUUGAAGGGAAAGAAGCGGCUAACCCAAUUCAAGAUGAAGAAAUGACAUCAGAUAAAGCUGAGGAUAUUGUGCCAGAUGACGAUGCUCCUCAAAACCUGUGUGACAGAGAUCAUGAUGAUGAUGAUGAUGAUGACAGUAAUCAUCCCGAGGAAGAAAACACAGUGGCACAAAAACACUUGGAGGAUCAAGUAGCCGUCAUCUCCCACAUUAGUGAUGGAGCGCAGUGCUCAGAUGGCGAUAGUUUUUCAGAGAGCUGCUCCUCAGGGGAAAGCGAGUACUCGUCAGACUUUGACUCUUCGGACUCGUUAUCCUCAGAGAGCUUUGAGGACUCGUCCUCCUCUAACCUCAGUCCCGAAGAUGAAGACAUGGAGAAGGACGACGAGGACGACAGGAGUGUCGAGUGUAUCGUGAUAUUGUCAGAUGAAGAGUCAAUGGAGCUUGGGCCUCCCCUUAACUCUGCCGCCCCGCUAACCCCUGGUGCUCAGCUAGAUCUGUGCAUGCAGGACUGGUCAGACCCGUUUCAAAGGGGGGAAAGAGAAGAGAGCCAGUACACAUCCUGUCAACAACACACCUGUGACAUGGAUGCCUUGAUGGAGCUCCAACCAAGAGAACCCCAGGACCUACAGCCUCCGUCACCUCUAGGACUUCCAGCAGUGGAGCCAGACCUUGAUGUGGAGAUGGAGAGCCCUGAGUGGACGGUGGAGUCUCUAGAAACCAUAGAAAAUCUGAGGCCUCUCACUCCGACUGGCUGCCUGGUGGACAGUGACCCUGACCUUCUGAUAAAAAGCAAACCAACAUCUCCUGCUGUGGAGGAAGUGGAACGGCCACAAACACCAGGGAAGGGCAUAGUGGCUGAACUGGAAAGUGAGGACUCAGAUGAAGUCUUGUCCCUCUCUCCAGUGAGCAGUGAGCUUGUUCUAGCUCCCUCUGAUCUCCCAGCAGCCCCAUACCUAUUCUACCAGGAUAUACCUAAAACCCCUGGCAGAGAGGAGAGAAGUGGAUGGCCUCAGCAAGGCUCUGGGAGAGCUCCAGCAACACCUGGCAGAGCGAUGACAAUGUUAGACGGUAGCACAGUGAUGUGCCCACCUCUUAGCAGUCCUCCACCUAUUCCAUCCCUGUCCAGUAAUCCUUAUAUAACAGCCCCAAAGACUCCUGGAAGAGACAUUAUCUUAACCCGAAUAGCAGACGCCCACAGGAGGAAAACGCCAAUGGUGGCCUCCUCCUUGUUGUUUGACGACUCUCUCGGAGGCUCUCCCAUCACAGUGUCCUCUCCAUGCAGCCUUACUGAAUCCGCAUCUGACAUUGAUGAUGGGAGGGGUGUGUGGAUCAGUUCAUGUGUGAGAGCGAAGCCCUUGCAGGGACUGGAGAAUAUGCCCGGCCUUUUGGAUGAGGAGAAAUCCUUAUCUAGGCGAAAACAGUGGAGGAGGCUAAAGAGGAGAUGGAGAAACCACCAUCAGCAGAGAUCACGUAAAAGAAUCACUGGUUCACUCUCCUACCACAGUCGUCCUCACAGGUGGCGUUCACUGUAUGAAGAGGGGAGAAUCCUUCACAGUGUUUGGAAAGAGGGUCUGGAUGAAGAAGAUGCAAGGCUGCUGCAGAGUACAUAUGAAAGGCUGCACGAGCAGGAUAAUGGCUUUGGGUGGCUCAGUGACACUCUCUGGAUACCUCACCCUCUGACUAAAGUCCUCGUAGAAAAAAGUGAGGAGCACAAAUCCUGGCAGCGAAAUCACAGGACCGGCUCUGCUCGCAGCGAAGGCUUCUAUAAAAUCAGCAGGAAGGACAAAAUGAAAUACCUCAACAACACAAGGCUGCUCAGUACUCAGGGAACGUCCAUCCCCGCCCAACAACCGACCUCCCUGCUGCGUGCUGGAUCUGACUUCAGGUCUGAACAGCGCCGCCUGCUGUCCUCGUUCAGCUGUGAUAGUGACCUGGUCAGGUUCAAUCAGCUGAAGUUUCGAAAGAAGAGGAUUUGCUUCAGCCGGAGUCACAUCCAUGAGUGGGGGCUGUUUGCCAUGGAGCCUAUAGCUGCGGAUGAGAUGGUGAUUGAGUACGUGGGCCAAAUCAUCAGACAGGUCAUCGCUGACAUGAGGGAGCGGAGAUAUGAGGAGGAAGGCAUUGGAAGCAGCUAUUUAUUCCGGGUGGAUCAGGACACCAUCAUUGAUGCCACUAAAUGUGGGAACUUAGCCAGGUUUAUCAACCAUAGCUGCAAUCCUAACUGCUAUGCUAAGAUCAUCACUGUGGAGUCUCAGAAGAAGAUAGUGAUAUACUCCCGGCAGCCAAUAAGCAUCAAUGAGGAGAUCACAUAUGACUACAAGUUUCCCAUCGAGGAAACAAAGAUUCCUUGUUUGUGCGGAGCAGAUAGCUGCCGCGGCUCCUUGAACUGAUCUCUAAGGAAGUGU
Molecule: messenger RNA, 5166 nt
Organism: Seriola aureovittata
Lineage: Eukaryota; Metazoa; Chordata; Actinopteri; Carangiformes; Carangidae
Product: histone-lysine N-methyltransferase SETD1B-like
Exons: 18
Coding region: 76-5151 (1691 amino acids)
Cellular component (GO): Set1C/COMPASS complex
Molecular function (GO): RNA binding; protein binding; histone H3K4 methyltransferase activity
Source: RefSeq, a predicted model, not a curated record